Adineta steineri is the source of this 1057-nucleotide messenger RNA. The record is from the annotation of a GenBank genome assembly. Lineage: Eukaryota; Metazoa; Rotifera; Eurotatoria; Adinetida; Adinetidae.
AUGUUCAUAAUAAAAUGUAAAUUUUCUUUCAUAAUUUUUCUUUACAGUUUUUCAUUAACAAAAUCUUUACAUUUUCUUGGUGGUUCAUUUACUUAUAAACAUAUAUCACAGAUCGUUGAUUCUAAAAUCUAUAAAUCUAUUCUAGUUGAAAUACGUUUUCAUAUAUCAAAUCAUUUUUUUCUUUGUACAUCUGAACAAAUUAACGAACAUGUAAUUAUUUAUCUUAUCGGCGAAAAUAUUCCAUAUGAUAAUCAAACAAAAGAAUAUUUAUGGAAUCAGACUAUAGCAAAGAAAAAAGAUAAACAAUAUUAUAACAUAAAAUGUUUGAGUGAAACACAUAAUAGUACUUGUCAAAAUUUUACACAAAAAAUAUCGGGAUAUUGUGAAGGUGCAAAUGAAAAGAAUGGUUAUUCAAUAUUAAAACGACAGUUUUUACUAAUUGUUGAAAGAUUCAAACCUUUAAAUCUUCAUUAUUCUGCAUGCUGUUGGCCAAAUUCAUCGUUCAAAAACUUUUAUUUUAAUUUAUCUAUUGAAACUGAUUUAACUCGAAUAAAUUCAUCACCUUAUCCAUAUAUUCCUGCUUCGUAUUAUGUUGCAUUUAAUAAAUCAAAUACAAUUAAAAUCUUUGCUUUUGAUAUUGAUGGAGACGAAAUUUUAUGCGCACCUUAUCAAGAAGAUACAAGUGGUUUUUUAACUGUAUAUGUUGAUAAUGAUUGUAAAUUAAAAUAUAAAAUUGAUCAAUCUGGUAAACAAUUUGGUCAGUUUUGGUUAAUGGAUCGAUUUCAAAAUCGAAUAUUAUCACGUACACUUAUUAGUAUUCAAAUACAUGUUUUAGAUAAUGUAAUUUGUAAUAAUGAACCUGAGUUGAUUGUUCAAAAUAAAGAUCAUCGUACGAAUAAAUCUAUAAUAAAUCUAAAUGAAUUAAUUCAUAUAUCGGUUCGCCUACAUCCAAAUUGUGUAUCUAUUCAACCUCAAGAUCAAACAAUUACUGAAAUUACAACACUAUGUACGAAUAAUCAACCGAUUAUUUUAGAAAAUGGAGGUAUUGAAGUUAUAU